Molecule: messenger RNA, 525 nt
Organism: Neoarthrinium moseri
Lineage: Eukaryota; Fungi; Ascomycota; Sordariomycetes; Amphisphaeriales; Apiosporaceae
Exons: 4
Coding region: 1-525 (174 amino acids)
Biological process (GO): proton motive force-driven ATP synthesis
Molecular function (GO): proton transmembrane transporter activity
Source: RefSeq, a predicted model, not a curated record
AUGGCAGCAACACGCAGCGCCGCCCUCAAGGUCGACUGGGCCAAGGUCACCUCCUCGCUCGGCCUGCGCGGCCAGACCGUCGCCGCCCUGCAGAGCUUCAAGCAGCGCAACGAGAACGCCCGCCGCAAGGUCCAGGUCCUGUCCGAGCAGGCCACCGAGGUCGACUUUGCCCACUACCGCUCCGUCCUCAAGAACCAGGCCGUCGUCGACGAGAUCGAGAAGCGCUUCAAGGACUUCAAGCCCGCCACCUACGACCUCCAGCGCCAGCUCAAGGCCAUCGACGCCUUCGAGGUCGAGGCCGUCAAGAACGCCCAGGCCACCAAGGAGAAGGUCGACCUCGAGCUCAAGGACCUGGCCGCCACCCUGAAGAACAUUGAGACCGCCCGACCUUUCGACGAGCUGACUGUGGACGAGGUCGCUGCUGCCGAGCCCUCCAUCGACGAGAAGACCUCCAAGUUGGUUUCCAAGGGCCGCUGGCAAGUCCCGGGAUACAAGGAAAAAUUCGGCGAUCUCUCCGUACUAUAG